This is a messenger RNA of Diospyros lotus (date-plum), 909 nucleotides long. RefSeq lists its product as uncharacterized. Lineage: Eukaryota; Viridiplantae; Streptophyta; Magnoliopsida; Ericales; Ebenaceae. Bases 1 to 909 code for a protein of 302 amino acids. The transcript is spliced from 3 exons. The record is from RefSeq and is a predicted model, not a curated record.
AUGGCAAACAUCCGUGGACACAGACGAACUCUCUCUCAAGGCAUUGAAACAAGCCUGCCACCGCAGAACUCUCAGCAACAAGGAGCUCCUCCUCCCCCUCAUAAUGCUCAAACACAAGGAGGUGAUCCCUCCGUUUCUCCAAACCAGCAGAUGGGGAAUCAACCAAUCCCACCUCCACCUAACAUCGGCUCAGGAUCACUCCCUGCUGAUCAAGCUGGGACCUCACGACAACCACCACGUACGGUCCCGUGGGAAGAGUAUGAAGCAUUGAGACAACAACACGUUGAAGGCGUGCAAGCACUUCGAGACAUGGCUGGACAACAAGUAGCUCCUCCUCCCCCUCAUAAUGCUCAAACACAAGGAGGUGAUCGCUCUGUUUCUCCAAACCAGCAGAUGGGGAAUCAACCAAUCCCACCUCCACCUAACAUCGGCUCAGGAUCACUCCCUGCUGAUCAAGCUGGGACCUCACGACAACCACCACGUACGGUCCCGUGGGAAGAGUAUGAAGCAUUGAGACAACAACACGUUGAAGGCGUGCAAGCACUUCGAGACAUGGCUGGAGUACUCCAAAGUAUGAUGCUUGGAGGGACGUUGCCUGGUACUCUGAAAAAGUUUAUGCCUCAGCCCGAGGUAGGAGCUGAUUCCUAUCAAGAAGCUACUCCCGAUUCUCAUUCUCGAUCUACGCCUCGACGGGAGGAUAGGCCCAAAUCGCCACCACCAAGAAGGAACCCUCAUUCCGUGCCCCAAAGAAAUGAAAACCCAAGAAUGGAAAACAAAACCAGAAGCCCUCAAAGGCGAAGGUCAAAGAUAAUGAGCCUCGAAGAUGAGAAGAUAGAUAGGAAGAGCGGGGGAGAUCAAAUCAGAGAUGUCAAGAGAGAGAAAGGGAUUAGGGAGAGAAUCCACCUCUAG